AUGGGCCAAUUGGUUGAACAAUUUAUAAAGUUAAAACCAACCCAGUUUGAUGGCAUUGGAGAUCCCGAGUUGGCACCAAGAUGGAUUGAGAAACUUGAGAAAGCUUUUGGGGUGCUGAAGUGCACCGAUGAAGAGAAAGUAUUAUUAGGCGUAUAUCAUUUGGAAGGGACCGCCAAUGAUUGGUGGAAUGCUUCGAAAGAUGGAGUGUUUCCCGAAGGUACUACCUUGACGUGGGCUGCUUUCACAUAUGCUUUUAAUGAUAAGUACUUUUCGGAGACGGCGCGUGAGAGGAAACGGAUUGAAUUCCAACAGUUAAGACAGAAUCGAUUAAGCGUGGAUCAGUAUGAAGUUGAGUUCGCGAGAUUGUCAAGAUAUGCGCCAAGAUCGAUUGAGGAUCCUAGGGAGAAAGCGCAGAGGUUUCGGGAUGGUUUGAGACCGGAGAUUCGCAAUCGAAUCAUAACUGUGAACUUGAGAACGUAUAGAGAUAUCUAUGAGAGAAGUCGGAUGAUUGAAAGAGACAUAAAAGAAAGAGCUGAUGUUUCUGGAUUGCGGUUCACUCCUUCGAGAGAUAGUCGACAUUUGGGUAAGAGGCCGGUAGUAAAUAAUAAACGUUUCAUUCCCCGAGUUCGAGGGAACAUCGGAAAAUCGUUGAAUCAGCCGAACCGGUAUUGCCGUCUUUGUGGUAGAAGACAUGGAAGGGGCCCUGCCCUACUAAGACAGGUGCAUGUUUCGGGUGUGGUCGGCUAG
This is a messenger RNA of Rhodamnia argentea, 747 nucleotides long. RefSeq lists its product as uncharacterized. The coding region runs from base 1 to 747 and encodes 248 amino acids. The transcript has a single exon. The record is from RefSeq and is a predicted model, not a curated record. Lineage: Eukaryota; Viridiplantae; Streptophyta; Magnoliopsida; Myrtales; Myrtaceae.